AUGAAAGGCGCUAGCCCUCUUCUUCUUCAUCAAAGUUCUGUGCCACAGAUACAAGCGGCGCAGCAUGUGCAGCCACGGGCACAGCCUGUGCCACAGGUGCCACAGGUGCCACAGCCUGUGCCCGUCCAACCGCCUGUCCAGCCGCCUGUGCACCUUGCGCACGGACCAGUGCCUCUACGACAGGCUGGGCAGCCUGUGUACCAGGCCUCAUUGAAGGUGCCCUUUCAUUCGUCGGCCCUACAGCCGCAGCCGCCUCGGAAAGACGUGGUCGUCAUACAUCAGGGCAGAGCACCUCAGAAUGGCUACAGCCACAGUCACACUCCUGCCAGCAGCAAAUCUUGGCCGGUCACUUAUGCAAGGGUGCCUUCUCCGUAUCUUGGAUCUCCAGAGGUGCUUACGCAAGUCUGGCCAAAAUUGCAGGCAGUGCCAAGCUUGAAUCGGAGGAGUUCGUGUAUUCUACGGCCAUCAGAACUACUGUCCGCUCGAGGAGAAGCCCCUGGCACGAAUGCUCAACCUGCAGGCCUCAAGCAACCAGGAAUCGAGGGAGCUGCGUUGCCACAUACUGCAAUUCCGAAGAAUGUAGUGGCGCUGCAUGCCCUUCAAGCUCCAGAUGUGAAACCAGCGCAGUCGAGGACCGAUGCAACCUUGCUGACAGUUUGGCCUGAUUUGCCAGACGACGAUUCGCGAGAUCCACAUCAGGUACCUCAAAAGGAGCGUGGCCACCUGACACCCGAAGAGAAGUUAGACUACCGUGACCUGAAGUUCGUCGAACAUUUGGGUUCUGGAGAAUUUGGACAAGUCUUUCGUGGCUUUUACCGCGGCCAGGAGGUUGCUAUCAAGCAGCUCUACUGGGACAACACUGUGCUGCCACAGGUCAUUAUCCAGGAUUUGACUCGAGAGAUCGAAUCUUUCAGGCAUUUGCGACACAAGCGCUUGGUGAACUUCGUGGGGGCAUGUCUAGAAAUCCCAAACCUGUGCAUUGUAACAGAGUAUGCACCUGGUGGAUCCUUGCAUCACCUGCUGCAUGUGCGGAAACUCCACUUACCGCUGCUGCACUGCACAAAUAUGUGCUUGCAAUUGGCGGAAGGCGUUGCUUAUUUGCACUCUCAAAAUCCAAUUGUUGUACACCGGGACUUGAAGAGCUUGAACGUCGUCCUGGACCUGAGCUUGAACCUCAAGCUUUGCGACUUUGGGCUGACUGAGUCGAUGGAGAGAACGCACAUCACCAAGAAGAACAAUGGCGGGUCACCUCGAUACAUGGCUCCGGAGCUCUUCGACAGCAAGUUGAAGAUUACUGAGAAGGUUGACAUUUGGUCGAUGGGCUGCAUCUUCACGGAAAUCAAUGGCGGACCACUUCCGUACGAGGGCAUCAACACUUUGGCAGAACUUACUCGUGAAAUGCUUGUCAACCGGAGGACACCAUCCAUACCUCCAACAAUUGCAGAGCCUUUGCAAGUUGUCAUAUCAGCGUGCUACAACUUUGAUGCGCGUCUACGUCCGUCUGCACGACAGGUGUAUGACCAGCUCCGCGAAGGAAAGAAGAAACUCCAAACACAAGGGUUGCUGACAAACAUUUGA
Durusdinium trenchii is the source of this 1578-nucleotide messenger RNA. The record is from the annotation of a GenBank genome assembly. Lineage: Eukaryota; Dinophyceae; Suessiales; Symbiodiniaceae.